ACCAACAACAAAACAAACAACAAUAAGCAAUACAUGAUCCUCCUAGCAGCCACCUACCUCUGCCUCUUCGUCGGCUCCGUCUCCUCCAGCCUCCUCUCCCGCUUCUUCUUCAUCCACAAGGGCUCCAGCCGGUGGGUCUCGACGUGGGUCCAAUCCGCCGGCUUCCCUCUCCUCCUCCUCCCUAUAUACCUCCCUCACCAUCUCCUCAAAUGCACUCCAAGAAAACCCUUCUCUCACUUCACUCCAAAGCUCUUCGUCAUUUCCGUCCUUGUAGGCUUCCUCAUAGGCCUCAACAACCUCCUCUUCUCUUGGGGCACUUCUUAUUUACCGGUAUCGACCUCAUCCCUCCUAUUAUCCACUCAGCUCGCUUUCACGCUGAUUCUAUCUGUCGUCAUUGCUAAAGAAAAAGUCACUUUCACGAACUUAAAUUGUGCUAUGCUCCUAACCCUGAGUUCGGUCUUAAUAGCCUUGGGGUCUGCGCACGACAGACCCCAAGGCUUGACCACUAAAAAGUACUUCAUAGGUUUUUUCUGUACUAUCAGCGCCGGUGUUCUCUUCGCUCUCUAUCUCCCUGUCAUGGACAGGAUUUAUAAAAAAGUUUAUUGCUACUCAAUGAUGAUGGAAAUGCAGCUGAUCAUGGAGGUGGCGGCCACCGUGUUGGCUACCGCUGGAAUGGCCGCGGACGGCGGAUUUUCUGAGAUGAGGGUGGAGAGUGAGAAGGUGUUUGACCUGGGCCCCAACGGGUACUGGGUGACGGUGGGGUCCAGCAUGGUGACGUGGCAGCUUUGUUUCGUGGGCACGGCUGGGAUGGUGUUCCUGACGACGUCGUUUACGGGAGGGGUCUGCAUGACGGCGUUGAUGGCGAUGAAUGUGGUUGGGGGUGUGAUUGCGUACGGGGAGGAGUUUGGUGGGGUGAAGGUGGUGGCCACUCUCAUGUCUCUGUGGGGGUUUUGUUCCUAUGUGUAUGGCAUCUAUGUUAAGAUGAAGGAGGAGGUUGGGAAAGACAAGAUCAACGGCCAGGAUCGUUCGGUGGAAAUGGGUCAAUCUGUAAUGGACGUUGUAUGAUGAUGUUGAUCUUGCAUGUAGCGUGUGUACUAGUGUUUUUUGCAAACAAAAAAAAAAAAAGGUGUUUUGUUUAGUUCUGUUAUGUUAUAUGUUCGUGAAAAAGUUCUGUAUAAUACAUAUAAAAAAAGAAAAAAUAAAUAAAUUUUGAACCACAUAUAAGACUUCAUUUGAUGUAUUUAUUUGAAAUUUUUUGAAAUUCAUUGACCAAAGAAGUCUAAUAAUUUUACUUUAAUUAAUGAGGGAACUUAA
Molecule: messenger RNA, 1314 nt
Organism: Cornus florida
Lineage: Eukaryota; Viridiplantae; Streptophyta; Magnoliopsida; Cornales; Cornaceae
Product: probable purine permease 4
Exons: 1
Cellular component (GO): membrane
Molecular function (GO): purine nucleoside transmembrane transporter activity
Source: RefSeq, a predicted model, not a curated record